Molecule: messenger RNA, 1530 nt
Organism: Leptinotarsa decemlineata (Colorado potato beetle)
Lineage: Eukaryota; Metazoa; Arthropoda; Insecta; Coleoptera; Chrysomelidae
Product: caspase-7
Biological process (GO): proteolysis; regulation of apoptotic process
Molecular function (GO): cysteine-type endopeptidase activity
Source: RefSeq, a predicted model, not a curated record
CAAACAAGCUCAAACAUGUAAAUUGUGAUUGUUAAUGCAAAUUGCAAUGGGUGGGGAGUUUGAAUGUUCAGAGUAAAGUGAUUUUUUUCGUUAAUUAAUUUUUUAAAGUUUUAUUAUUUUACAUUUUCGCGAUGCUUCAAGAAUACAAAGACGUAAUAAUAAGAAACUUUGUCAUUCUUAUGAAAGAAUGUGAUGUUCAUGCUCUUGCAAAAUUAAUGGUAAACAAAGGAGUUUUCAAUGAUAAAGAAAUAAAUAACAUAUUUUCCUCUAAUGAUGAAAGACACAAUAAGAGAAUAUUUUUCUUCAGUAUUCAAAAAAAGGAUACGAGCACGUUUAAAAUAUUAGUAAACUCUCUGAGGGAAACAAAUCAGAAUAAAUUAGCUGAUCUUUUGAUGCCAAAACAUACAGGAUGUGUGCCGUAUCAAGCAGAACAGGUGUUUGAUGAACUCCCAGAUGAUGAUAUGUUAGAUAUCAAUAGGUUGAACAUUUACGUAAAUAACAGCACAGAGUCUAUCCAUGUUAAAGUCAUUCCAUCAACUAAAUUCUAUGAUACUUAUUUGGAUAACCCGAAUAUUGAUUUUUAUUACACCAGAUCGAAAAAAAGGGGACGGGUUCUCAUUAUCAAUAAUUAUGAGUUUGAUAAAAUCGAUGAUAACAAACAUCCGUACAGAAAUGGGGCCGAGGUGGAUAAUGAAAAUUUGAAGAGUUUGUUCAUUCAGAUGGGAGGUUGGGAGAUUGAACACCACAACAACAAAUCAGCUAGUGAAAUGGAAAUUAUUUUGAAUAAUUUUUCUCAACAACGAAAGAAUGUUAAUUACGAUAUAAUUUUUGUGAUAAUUAUGAGCCAUGGAAGCGAACAAGCUAAUGAUACUAUCAUUUAUGGAAGAGAUCAUAAUUAUAUUCAUUCCUUACAAAUUCAGAGGAAAUUUUCUAAUGAACAUAGUAAGACCCUGCGAGGAAAGCCCAAGGUUUUCAUUUUGCCAGUAUGCAGAGGCUCAGUUUUGGACAUAGCUGUACCACAUGAUCAACGUCCCAGAACAGAGACAGACUCUGCUUUUAGAAAAGGAGAAUCGAAAAGCCCUGUUUCUUCAAUCAUAAAUCUUAGGUCCGAGGAAGAUAUGUUGGUUGGAUAUUCCACAUUACUUGGUUACAAGGCUCAUAGAGACCCAAAUCGAGGAUCUUGGUAUAUCGAACUGAUGUGUGAUGUAUUCAUGAACCACGCUCAUGAUACCCCUGUCGAUAAUCUCUUGAGUAUAAUAGACAAUCGCCUUAGAAGGAGAAUGUCGGAGAACCAAACUAUGCAGACAGCGGAACACCGGAAUAAGGGUUUCAAAAAAUUGUACCUGCAUCCAGGGAUUUUCUCUGAAAAUGAUGACAUGAAGAAAUUUCAUGAGUAGUUUUUCGUAACACUGCCUAUUUUUUAAUAAGAUACAUCGAUAUAUUUUUACUAUUAAGAUUUACAUUGAUAUUUUGUUGAGAUAUAUUUUUAUGUUAAUUUUACAUAUAUGAGGAAUUAAACUUAACAAUGUU